Molecule: messenger RNA, 909 nt
Organism: Sorghum bicolor (sorghum)
Lineage: Eukaryota; Viridiplantae; Streptophyta; Magnoliopsida; Poales; Poaceae
Exons: 3
Coding region: 1-909 (302 amino acids)
Source: RefSeq, a predicted model, not a curated record
AUGGGAGUACUAGUCCAGGCGCUGGCCAGGCGGGAGACGCCGAGCCGAGACUUGCGCCCGUUCGUGAGGGGCCUGGAUCCUCGACGCGGCGUGGCUCAAGACCUGCUGGUCGAGGCUCUGAGGAAGAAGGAAGAGGAAGAGCGCGAGCGGGAGACACAGCAACAGCUGCAGGAGGGGCAGCAACAGCCGCAGCAGGAAGGAGAAGAAGGAGAGGAGAGGCGGUGGCAGCAAGGGGUCCAGCUUGAGGAGCUACUAGAGAAGGACCGGCAGCAGGAGCUGCAGGAGCUCCAGAGGCAACAGCAGCAAAAGAGUCAGCAGUUAGAAGAACUGCUCGAGCCACCGCCCCGCAGCCCGCCCCAGCCAGUGCCGCCGUCGCCACAGGGGCCUAAGACCGGGGAGGGGGGUCUGCCGGUCUAUGGUCCGCUGACCCCAGCGUGGCUCCGUCCGGGAGCGCCCGCUUCUAUCCCGGCUGAGCCAGGGCGGGCGGAUGGCGUGGUGGCGCUCGCUUGCAUGAUGCGCACCCCGGUGGACCCUCAGUUUGAGAUCAAGGGCACGAUCUACGGCAUCGAGGGGAUUGCUCCUGGAUUUCUCCGUGAACGACGACCGUGGGAGGACACCAACGCCGCCAGGGAGGACGAAGCCAGGACGUCGGGCGAUGGUAGCGCCAGUGAGACUGGGACCUGGAGGACAGUGGAUGACGACGGGCGAUUCCCCUCUCUCAUUGACCUAUUUUUGCAUCAUGGGGGUCGCUCAUCCGGGACUGUCCAAGAGCUCAUCCGAGGCGUGAAGGCACGCACAGAGGAGGAGAUGGAGAACUGGGGCCCCGGUCGGAUCCGCAUUCGGGCCUCCACCGACCCAUCCGAGCCUAAUAUAUUUAUGGAUGAUCGGAAAGAGGCCGAAAAGAUCUGA